GCAUUUCAAGGCGAGCUUGAUGCUGAACAAUCUUCUUGGCCAGUGAUUAAGUUAGAUGCAAGUGGACCAGUAACCUUCUCCAACAUGUGGGUGGAACUUACUUUAACCUUUAUUGGUUUGUGCCUCUCGUUAUAUUUGUAUAUGACGAGGAAGUUCAAUUUCUUCAAAGAUCGAGGAAUUCCUUACAUAAAACCCUCUUUCCCGUUUGGAUCCACCAAUAUGCUCAACACGUUUACCGGAAAGUCCUCUCCUGUGGAAAUUGGUGAUUAUAUCUACUGGAACUUUCCCGGGGCCAAGAUCGUGGGUCAGUUCCAAUUCUCUGAGCCUCAGGUCAUGGUCAAAGAUCUGGAAUUGGCCAAGAACAUUAUGAUCAAAGAUUUCGACUACUUCAUGGACCGGAGACCCGUGGACAUCCCUGGCAAAGACAAACUGAAUAAAGUGAUGGGCCGAAUGUUGACCUCUCUCAAGGGAGAGCAAUGGAAAGCUGUCAGAAACAUUGUAUCCCCAGUUUUUACCAGUGGCAAACUCAAGUCCAUGACUGUGUUGGUUAAUAAGGUCGGCGAUGACUUUGUGGACCACAUGGCCAAAUUCAGCAAGAGUGGAGAGGCUUUCAACGCCAAAGACACAUUUACUAACUUCACUUUGGAUGCUAUCGCCAAUUGUGGAUUUGGGUUUGAAGCAGAAACAUUGAAGAACCCGGAUAAUCAUUUUAGAGCAAUGAUCAAUCAAUUGUUAAGUGGCACUGCACUCAUUCAAUUGGCCAAAUUCGCCCUUAUCACAAUUUGCCCUUGGGUGACGAAGAUCAAGGAGAUCACUUUCUUGGACAAAGAGGCUGGAGACUUUUUGCUGGACAUUUUCGCCCAAAGCAUAAAGGAACGGAGGAAGUCCAAGGUCAAACGAAAUGAUAUCUUGGGUCUUCUGGUGGCUGCGUUGGAUGCUGAUCGCCAAGGAAUCAAGGAAGAACUGGAAAAUGAUCAAUUUGAUCAGGAUGCUCAGGUUCACGUGUCCAAGAAGACACCCAUUUCUGAUGACGAAAUUGAGCUACUGCUCUUUUCAAACGCCUUGGUCUUAUUUUUUGCUGGUUUUGAUACUUCCUCUACCAUUAUGAGCAUCACCUCCUAUUUCUUGGCCACCAAUGAAAAUGUACAGGAACGAGUUUACCAAGAGGUUUCUAAGGCCAUAUCUGAAAAUGGUGGCAGUGAGAGUUUGGACUACAACACCAUCCAAGGAAUGCCCUACUUAGACAAGGUGAUCCAUGAAACCUUACGCUUAUACCCUUUGUCCUUGAUUGAGCGCCUGUGCGUCAAGGACUACAAGGUUCCAGAUACGGAUUUCGUGAUCCCCAAAGGAAUGUUGGUACAAAUCCCAUCCCCCGCCAUCAUGAAGGAUCCUCAAUAUUUCGAUAAUCCGAAGGAGUUCAAUCCAGAGAACUUCAGCCCAGAAGCCAAGGCCAAACGAAGUCCAUACAGUUUUUUGGCCUUUGGUCAAGGACCUAGGAAUUGUGUGGGCAUGAGAUUUGCUCUGCUCCAAGUCAAGUUGUCCAUGAUUCGUUUGGUAGCCCAUUAUCGGGUGGAACGAUGUGCCAAGACCGUCUCCGAGCUCAUCCCUGAUCCCAAAUCAGGGUCUAUUCAGCCUAAAGGAGGGGUCUGGCUGACCAUAUUGCCGAGACACUAGAUGGAAGAUUUAUUAAUUAUAAUAUCAUUCAAUUUAAUAAUAAAAAUGUGACCUCCAUCAAU
Molecule: messenger RNA, 1736 nt
Organism: Tigriopus californicus
Lineage: Eukaryota; Metazoa; Arthropoda; Copepoda; Harpacticoida; Harpacticidae
Product: cytochrome P450 6B2-like
Exons: 3
Coding region: 85-1674 (529 amino acids)
Molecular function (GO): heme binding; iron ion binding; oxidoreductase activity, acting on paired donors, with incorporation or reduction of molecular oxygen
Source: RefSeq, a predicted model, not a curated record